CUCCGUCUUUUUAAUUAUUUUCUCCGCAAUUAUCCCAUAUCUUUCCCUUUGACGGGCUAUUGCCUCCUAAUAUGAGGAGAAUGAUUGGCUACCUGGCAUGGCUCCUUGAAUCGAGUAGGGUCACAAUAAUUACUCCGCUUCCAAAGAAAAGUUCUCAUCCUAAAUAUAUCCCAAGGAAUUCAAGCGGAAAAACAAUUGUAUCAAGAAUGCCUUUAGCAAUAGGAACAUAUAAAGGAGACCAAAUUAGACAACGCCAUAUCCUCCCCCUCAUCCUUCUCCCUUUUUUUCGUUUUCCCCCUCCCAAUUCCAACCUAUUUAAUCUUGCAUUUUGAACAAUACUUUUUUUCACUCUCACGACCAACUCUCAUUUCAUCAUGAAGACCAAUCUUUUCCUUUGCCUUCUUUUGGCUGUUCUCCAAUCUGCAUUCUUGGCAAAUGCUGAUUCUAUGAAACAAAAGCGUGGCGGUGGUGAUACUUCCACCAUUGACUUAUUCGCAGGUCUCAAAUUACAACAAGCUCAAUACAUGACCGACAAAUCAAACAGUCCAGGUUUUACAACCGAAAAUGGUGCACCUUCUUCAGGUUACUUUAACAUUCAACGUGCAGGCCAAGAUGGUCCAUUGUUGAUUCAAUCAACUCAAAUGCUGGAUUCUUUGGCUCAUUUCGUACGUGAACGUAUACCAGAACGUAUCGUUCAUGCUCGUGGUUGGGGAGCUUGGGGUAAAUUUGAAGUUACGACUGAUUUUGCCGAAAAGUAUAGUUUCGCUCCUGCAUUCAAAAAAGGUGCAGUUCAUCCAAUCUUGAUGCGUUUCUCAACCGUUGGUGGUCAAUCUGGUAGUCCAGAUGCCGCAAGAGACCCUAGAGGAUUCGCAAUUAAGAUCAAGACCAAACAAGGUGUUUUGGAUUGGGUUUUCAACAAUACCCCAGUCUUCUUUAUCAGAAACCCAUUAAAGUUCCCUGUUUUCAUUCAUACCCAAAAGACCAAUCCUCAAACAAAUGAACGUGAUCCUAACAUGGUCUUUGAUUAUCUCUGGCAAAACCCUGAAGCAUCUAUGCAAUUCAUGCGAUUGUUCUCCGAUUUGGGUACUCCUUAUGGUGCUCGCCAUAUGAACGGUUGGUCAGGUCAUACGUACCGAUUGGUAAAACAAGAUGGUUCAUGGGUUUAUGUUAAAGUGCAAUUGUUCACCGAUCAAGGUAUCAAAAACUUCACUGCAGCUGAAGCUACCCAAAUCGGAGGUGAAAACCAAGAGUGGGCAACCAAAGAUUUGUUUGAUUCAAUCGAAGCAAAGCAAUAUCCUUCUUGGACCGUCAAAUUCGCCGUCAAGACUCCUGAAGAAGGUAAGAAGUACCGUUACAACGUGAAUGAUUUGACAAAGGAUUGGCUCGAUGCUACAUGGUACGAGGUCGGAAAGAUGACAUUGAACCAAAACCCGAGAAACUACUUUGACGAAAUUGAAUCAUCCCACUUCAGUCCAAGCAACAUGGUUCCAGGUUGGGCUCCAAGUGAAGAUCCAGUUUUGCAAUCCCGUCUGUUCUCUUACAAUGAUGCAGGUCGUUACAGAAUUGGUUCAAACUACAACAAACUUCCUGUCAAUUGCCCUUUCAACACUGUAGGCAACUACGAUCGUUCGGGUGUGAUGCCAGUAACGGGUGACUAUGGUAAUCAACCAAUUUAUCCAUCCAGUGCAGGAACAUACAAGCCUGCAUCGAAGGAUGAAACAGUUGCUCCACUCAUCAAACUUUACAACAAUGCCACCAUCGAGACAUACGUUGGCGAAGCAACUGAUAUCGAUUACGAACAACCACGUUACUUCUACCAACACUUGAGCGCCAAUGACAAGAAGAAUUUGCACAGCAACUUUGCCGGCGCAAUGUCAAAGGUUACACAACCAAACGUUGUCUCAAACGUGAUCAAGAUGUUCAACAAGAUUGACCCUAACCUUGCUAAAGGCGUUACUGCUGCUAUUGCCGCUGCCAAGAAGGGUUAAUAGUUCAUUUGGCUCUCUCGAAUGAUUUCUCUUUUUCACUCUGGCUUCCAUCUUUUUACGAUCCCUUUUCAUUAGUUUAUAUUUUCUUGAUUUCCUGAUUCUUCAUUGUCAUCCGUCUUUUCACUGUUCAUUUUCAAAGGGUGAUAUUUCGACAGCUUGCAUGUUAGAGAGAGUAUGUGAGGGUAAGG
This is a messenger RNA of Meira miltonrushii, 2176 nucleotides long. Its product is annotated as catalase-like protein. The coding region runs from base 375 to 1988 and encodes 537 amino acids. Lineage: Eukaryota; Fungi; Basidiomycota; Exobasidiomycetes; Exobasidiales; Brachybasidiaceae. The record is from RefSeq and is a predicted model, not a curated record. Gene Ontology annotation, biological process: response to hydrogen peroxide; hydrogen peroxide catabolic process. Gene Ontology annotation, cellular component: cytoplasm; mitochondrion; peroxisome. Gene Ontology annotation, molecular function: catalase activity; heme binding. The transcript has a single exon.